Misgurnus anguillicaudatus (oriental weatherfish) is the source of this 1518-nucleotide messenger RNA. The record is from RefSeq and is a predicted model, not a curated record. Lineage: Eukaryota; Metazoa; Chordata; Actinopteri; Cypriniformes; Cobitidae.
GUUUUUGAUGACCAACAAAAGAAAGUGGAUGAAUGAAGUGUGAAUUAAGGUGUGGCAUGUAUUAAGGUGUGACUUAACCAUUAAAGAUUAUGGAGCCCACUUAACCUUCAAAGUGUACAGAUGUUAGGACAGCCCACCCUGAACCUAGGAGGGCAGGUAUAAAUGGUGACAGCCCUCCAGUCCUUAAUCAGCAGCACAAGGAGCAGUAACAGAAUUGAGCUUGACCUACUCACAUCUCAGAAUUACAUUCUACAAGUGAUCAAAAUUUCAUUAUCAGAUAUGUGGUCUGACUGCAUUGCUCAAGAUGGAAACUCACAGGCCAGUAAAAUUGCAGGCCGCAGGAAGAGAACCAGUUUUACCAAAGAGCACUUGGAACUUCUACGAAUGGCUUUCAGUGUUGAUCCUUACCCUGGCAUAAGUGUCAGGGAAAGUCUGUCCCAAGCAACUGGUCUUCCAGAAUCACGUAUUCAGGUGUGGUUUCAAAACAAGAGGGCCAGAACUUUAAAGAACAGAGCCACUAGGACCUCACCUCAGCUCGACAGCACAUCUCCUCUGCCGAGCCCUUUUCUACCCCCUUACAUGUCGAGCAUGGGGGGCAAUGGACAGCAGGGAUGCAUUCAAGAAGGAGCCUUCAACAUUCCUCAACCUCAGAUGCCUCAGACAUCUCCACAGCACUUUAUCUUUCCACCAGUAGAGUACAGCACACCAGCUAUUAAGCCAAGGCAAAGCAGACUGAUGGGGACCAGCUCUCCAUCUUUUCCUGUUGAUCCGCAAGCUAUGGCAGACAGCUGGAGCUCUGGGGGAAGCACACAGUCCACUCCUGAGUCUACAUGGAGUCCAGCAGUGCAGAGUUUUGGAAAUUCAUACAAUGAUGAAAGUCACAUGUUUCUCUACCCACCACCUCCUUACCCACAUGGAAGUGCCAGAGUUGAGUGUGUUAGCGGUCUGGAGUCACUGCCAACUUCCCCUGCCUCUUCUGAUUCUGCGUUUUGGGACAUGGGUGUGGAAAUCAGCUCUCCAAAUGUGCCAUUCUCUGAGUGUGAUAGCCCAUGGGACAGGCUUGUUGAGGAGCAGCAGCCUAUGGCCCCACUUCCAGAUCUGGGUCCUCAGUGUCUGGAGGAUGUCCUUGGUGAAAUGCCGCCAGCCUGGUGGAACUUCAACGGACAGAUGGAUCUGCAGUAAUCUUUCAAACAUCCAGAACCCAGGACACUAUUAGGGCCAUUGUUUUUAAUAUGGGGGAGAACUUAUGGAUGGUUUUUCUGAACUUUAUUUAUUAGGAAUUAUCUGAAAAGCAUAGUUGUGGAAAUGCAGGUUCGAUAUCCACAUUGUGUAAUAAUUUAUUUAUUUUACUGCUUUAUUUUACUUUAAUUUAUUUCUACUAAGGAGUAGAUUGGAAAUGGCAACCUGUUGCUGGACCAGUUUAAUUUUGGUCUUAUUUAUUUUUAUGCUCUUUAAAGGUAUUACAGUGCAGUUGGGAUAUUUAUUUUUUGCAUAUUUUUAUGAAGGCUACUGACCUAU